AAUUUCAUCACGCGUAUAUAUACGCAGCAUUUAUUAUAACCGUAAAAGAAAAAUUUUCAGCAAAAAAUUUCAAAUAUCGAAAACAGAAACAAAAAUGUCAUCUCAAAUGAUUCGUCAAUUGGUACCGAUUAGUCGAAAUUUGUUCACUCGACGUUUGUUGAUGCCAAAUGUUUUCAUUAAACGUAACUUCCUUCCAUCAAGACGUGGAUAUGAUCCUUUUGCUGACAUUCAACGAUCAUUUGAUUCAUUUUUUCGUGAAAUGGAACGAUCAUUUUUUCCGACAAUGAAUCAGCUUCGAACACCAUUGAGUCGUGCUCUACCAAUGGAAACCAUUGAAGAUGGUCAACGAAUGUUUAAAAUCGAAAUUGAUUUACCUGAUUUUAAACCAGAAAAUGUAAAUGUUACAGAAAAAGGUGAAGUGAAAAUCGAUGCUAAAUGUGAAAUCACAGAUGGAUCUAGUAAACAAUUCAAACAAAUAAACUAUUCAUAUUCAUUGCCUGAUGAUGUUGAUUUGGAUCGUGUACGAUCAUUACUUAAAACCGAUGGUCGUUUAGUGAUUGAAGCACCAUUACCGGCAUUGGAAGCACCGAAAGAAAAUCGUGAAAUACCAAUCAAACGUGAAUAAAAAAAAAAAAAUGAAACAAUAACCGAUCACGAAAUCAGGAAAAAAAAUCAGACACAUAUGAUAGAAUCAUGAAAAUUUUUUUUUUCGUUGUAGAUAAAUAAUACUGUCAACCUUUAUACCUUUUUUUUUCUGUUGAAUCGUCAAUCUCUUUUUCUCAAUAAAAUUUUUAUUUUUCCCUAA
This is a messenger RNA of Dermatophagoides farinae (American house dust mite), 805 nucleotides long. The record is from RefSeq and is a predicted model, not a curated record. Lineage: Eukaryota; Metazoa; Arthropoda; Arachnida; Sarcoptiformes; Pyroglyphidae.